This is a messenger RNA of Linnemannia hyalina, 1200 nucleotides long. The record is from the annotation of a GenBank genome assembly. NCBI's taxonomy places the organism in Eukaryota, Fungi, Mortierellomycota, Mortierellomycetes, Mortierellales, Mortierellaceae.
AUGGAUGAACCACCAAAGAACCGGCCACCAAACACCUCGUUCAAACAACAGCGUCUGAAGGCAUGGCAGCCUAUCUUGACCGCAAAGUCGGUCCUUCCGACUUUCUUCAUCCUCGGCAUCCUGUUUGCACCUCUGGGAGGACUGCUCCUCUGGAGAAACGGCCAGAUCACAGAGAUGUCGUUCGAAUAUACAGACUGCGUGGAUGCCCUUACAUGGACACCAGCGUCUGAUGUGAACUUUGUGCACUCGUCCGUCGUCAACGUCACCAAACCAAGCUACAUGAUCAGCAACGGAAUCCAUAGUGUCGACGCUUCUCCAGAAAGCCCCGCCGGCACACCCCCCUUUACCUAUCCCGUCCAAACGUGCACAGUCAACAUUACCAUCCCCACCGACUUCCAGCCGCCAGUCAUGAUGUACUAUAAGCUGACGAACUUCUUCCAGAACCACCGCAAAUAUACCAAGAGUCUGGAUUACAAGCAGCUGAACGGAGCGCCCGCGAGUGUGGCCGAACUUAAUUCAAGGAAGGGCUGCAACAUUACAGGCGAAGUCCCUAUCUAUCCUUGUGGUUUGAUCGCCAACUCCAUGUUCAAUGACACUAUUUUUGGAUUGACUGCAGCGCCCACCACUACAGGAGCCGACUACAUCUUCCUGCCCGACAGAAUCGCCUCGCCUGCGGACAAAGGAAAGUAUGCAAACUAUGGAUACACUAAUCUCGAUGAGAUCCUCCCUCCACCCAACUGGCGCCCCCGUUUCCCUGACGGGAAGUACUCUGUCGCCUUUCCCCCGCCUUUGAUUUCGACGGAUGAGCAUUUCCAGGUCUGGAUGAGAACUGCUGGCUGGUCGACUUUCCUGAAGACCUAUGGUCGUGGCACUGAGGUCCUCCCCGCAGGAGAAUACCAGAUGAUGAUUGAUAUGAACUUCCCCAUUAAGACAUAUGGAGGAAAGAAGUACAUUGUGAUUUCGUCAAUUGGCGCCAUCGGAGGUCGCAACAGCUUUUUGGGCAUUGGAUACAUUGCCAUUGCGGUAAUCUGCGCUGGCCUGGGCGUUGUCUUUACCGCCUUUCAUAUUGCCAGACCUCGCAUUAUCGGCGACCACUCCAAGAUUUCGUUUGGAGGCGAGGCGACGGCUCACACGCGUGCGCCCAACCGAGCUGACGAUGUAGGCGGCAACCGUAUCCGAUCGCGCUACGAGGACGAAUAG